Naumovozyma castellii is the source of this 1428-nucleotide messenger RNA. RefSeq names its product gamma-tubulin (gene TUB4). Lineage: Eukaryota; Fungi; Ascomycota; Saccharomycetes; Saccharomycetales; Saccharomycetaceae. The record is from RefSeq and is a predicted model, not a curated record. The transcript has a single exon. Bases 1 to 1428 code for a protein of 475 amino acids.
AUGGCCGGAGAAAUUAUAACCAUACAAGUAGGUCAAUGUGGUAACCAUAUAGGGAAGCAAUUCUGGUCUCAAUUGGCGGAAGAACACGGCAUUGAAAGAUCAGGCCAAAAUAAACAACCGGACAAUGACAUCCAAAGAGAAGACUUCACUACUCCUUUCUUCAAGCAGAAUGAUGAGAACAGAUACACUCCAAGAGCACUCAUGCUAGACAUGGAACCCAGCGCCAUUACAGAUCUACAAAAUUACUUUCCUGGAUUCUUCGAUACUAGAAAUUCAUGGAUUGUUCAGGAUGAAAUGGGUGCAGGGAACACAUGGUCCAAAGGUUACGAUUGUGGGACAGCUAAUGAGGAUAUUUUUUUAAAUAUGAUCGAUAAAGAGAUUGAUGCAACUGAGAAUUUCGAAGGUUUCCAGUUAUUACAUUCCGUUGCUGGUGGUACAGGAUCAGGUCUCGGUUCAAGCUUGUUAGAAGCCAUAUCAGAUAGAUACCCAAAGAAAUUCUUGUCCACAUAUUCGGUUUUUCCAGGAAAUGAGUCGGAAGUAGUGGUUCAACCUUACAAUACCAUCUUAACUUUACGAAGGUUGGCUGAGAAUAGUGAUGCAACAGUUGUUUUUGAUAAUAAUGCAUUACUAAAUCUAACUGGGAAAGUAUUUAGAGAUCCAAAGACAGAUUAUGAUCAUACGAACCAAUUAAUUGCGGCAACAAUGUCAUCCAUAACAAAUUCCAUAAGAUUCCCAAGCUAUAUGUUUUCCUCUAUACCUAGCAUAUUUUCCACUUUGGUACCGUCACCUGAUUUACAUUUCCUAAUGCCCUCGUUUACACCAUUCACAUCGGAUUACGUGUCUCGUGGGAACACAUAUAAACAAAAUAAUGCAUAUGAUGUCCUUCUAGAUCUAUUAGACAGUUCAAAUUGGUUGGUGUCAACUAAAAGAGAGAAUCCAACUUAUUUUAAUGUCUUUAACACAGUCAUUGGUGAUGUAGAUCCUAAUGAUAUAACGAGAGCCAUGACGAAGAUACAACAACGUGUGAAUUUUGCACCUUGGGCAUCUAAGAUGGUACAUGUAAACAUGGGGAGAAGGUCGCCUUAUCUGGAAUCUAAUUCCACUACAAAUAAGAAAUGCAUCAAUGGGAUGAUGUUGGCUAACUCAACAUCAAUUGUAUCUGUCAUGGAUAGAGCCUGUAAAACAUUUGAUAAAAUAUUCUCCAAAAGGGCAUUCCUACGGACUUUUGAAGAUGGAAAUUUAUUUCAAAAUGGACAAGAGGAAUUUAUUGACUCCAGAGAGGUGGUACAGAAUGUCAUUGAUGAUUAUUUAGCGGCAGAGGAAGACACAUAUUUGGAUGAAGUCCUUAUCGCAGAUGAGAAUAUGUUUGGGGAAUAUACCACUGCAACCAACCAGGUGGAUGCUGAGGGAGAUAAUAACAUGAUAUGA